AUGCGUGUAUCAGCUCUUGGCGAACGAUCACCGCAAUCGUCUUCAGAUUCAAACGAUGUGGGCCAGAUUUCAAUGAACUUAAUGCGUGUAAACGGAGUAAUUGCACCUUUCAAAAGCUUACUUACAAGUUCGACAAAUUUUGGUAGUCCUCUGGUUUCUGCUUUGAGAACGAGCGGUCGAAGUGCCUCAUCGUUACAACUUGCUCGUAUAAACAGUCCUAAAAAACUACAAGCAACUGGCCAACCUCACACUGUAGAAAAUAACUUCUGUAAAAAUACAAGUCGAUUUCAAGUUGAAGUACCAAUUUUUAAUCUUACUGGUAAAUAUUUUUAA
This is a messenger RNA of Thelazia callipaeda (thelaziosis nematode), 333 nucleotides long. Lineage: Eukaryota; Metazoa; Nematoda; Chromadorea; Rhabditida; Thelaziidae. The record is from the annotation of a GenBank genome assembly.